Molecule: messenger RNA, 2530 nt
Organism: Dipodomys ordii (Ord's kangaroo rat)
Lineage: Eukaryota; Metazoa; Chordata; Mammalia; Rodentia; Heteromyidae
Gene: Gpsm1
Product: G-protein signaling modulator 1
Exons: 14
Coding region: 81-2093 (670 amino acids)
Molecular function (GO): GTPase regulator activity; protein binding
Source: RefSeq, a predicted model, not a curated record
CACGCGCGCGCGGACGGCAGAGAGGCCGCCGACAGGAGGGAGGGCGAGGAGGGCCUGCUCGGCUCUGGGCGCCCCGACCCAUGGCAAGCCCCGCCCCGCCUGCGGCCGAGGAGCUACCGGGCCCGGCCACCAGGCGCCUCUACUCCAGGAUGGAAGCCUCGUGCCUGGAACUGGCGCUGGAGGGCGAGCGGCUGUGCAAGGCCGGAGACUUCAAGGCGGGCGUGGCCUUCUUUGAGGCCGCCGUGCAGGUGGGCACGGAGGACCUGAAGACGCUGAGUGCCAUCUACAGCCAGCUGGGCAAUGCCUACUUCUACUUGAAGGAGUAUGCCCGUGCCCUGCAGUUCCACAAGCAUGACCUGCUGCUGGCACGGACCAUUGGUGACCGCAUGGGGGAGGCCAAGGCCAGCGGGAACCUGGGUAACACGCUCAAGGUCCUGGGCCGAUUCGAUGAGGCUGUGGUCUGCUGCCAGCGCCACCUGGACAUUGCCCAGGAACGGGGCGACAAGGUCGGAGAGGCAAGGGCGCUCUACAACAUCGGCAAUGUGUACCACGCCAAGGGCAAGCAGCUGUCCUGGACCUCCGCCCAGGACCCCGGGCACCUGCCGCCCGACGUGCACGAGACCCUGCACAGGGCCUCCGAGUUCUACGAGAAGAACCUCUCGCUGGUGAAGGAGCUCGGCGACCGCGCAGCCCAGGGCCGGGCCUACGGCAACCUGGGCAACACCCAUUACCUGCUGGGCAACUUUGCCGAGGCCACAACCUUCCACAAGGAGCGGCUAGCCAUCGCCAAGGAGUUCGGAGACAAGGCAGCCGAGAGGAGAGCCUACAGCAACCUAGGCAAUGCCCACAUCUUCCUGGGCCGCUUCGACGUGGCUGCUGAGUAUUACAAGAAGACACUGCAGCUGUCCCGGCAGCUCAGGGACCAGGCGGUGGAGGCGCAGGCUUGCUACAGCCUGGGCAACACCUACACGCUGCUGCAGGACUACGAGCGCGCGGCUGAGUACCACCUGCGGCACCUGGUCAUCGCUCAGGAGCUGGCUGACAGGGUGGGCGAGGGCCGGGCAUGCUGGAGUCUGGGGAAUGCCUAUGUGUCCAUGGGGAGCCCAGCGCAGGCCCUGACCUUUGCCAAGAAGCACCUGCAGAUCUCCCAGGAGAUUGGGGACCGCAGCGGGGAGCUCACCGCCCGUGUGAACGUGGCACAGCUGCAGCUGGCGCUGGGCCGCCUGACCAGCCCAGCCGCCACCGAGAAGCCUGACCUCGCCGGCUAUGAGGCCCAGGGGGCCCGACCCAAGAGGACACAGCGGCUGAGUGCUGAGACCUGGGACCUGCUGAGGCUGCCCCUGGAGCGGGAGCAGAAUGGAGAUACCCACCCGCCAGGGGACUGGCGGGGACUGGGCAGGGACGCGCUCCCGCUGCCCGGGAGGAGCAGGAAGUACCAGGAAGGGCUGGACCCUGCUGAGAGGCGGCCCUGGGACGGCAGCCACUCCCCGCUGGACAGCACCGAUGUCCGGGUGCAGGUGCCUCGCUCGAGCGUCCCCAGAGCCCCCUCUUCCGACGAGGAGUGCUUCUUUGACCUGCUGAGCAAGCUCCAGAGCAGCCGCAUGGAUGACCAGCGCUGCCCCCUAGAGGAGGGGGCUGCAGAAGCCACCGCUGCCCCCUCCCCAGAGGAGAGGGCGGCUCAGCCGUCCAUGACAGCCUCCCCGCAGACCGAGGAGUUCUUCGACCUCAUCGCCAGCUCCCAGAGCCGCCGCCUGGAUGACCAGCGGGCCAGCGUGGGCAGCCUCCCCGGGUUGCGGAUCACCCACAACAACGUGGGCCACCUCCGAGGUGACGGGGACCCCCAGGAGCCCGGGGAUGAGUUCUUCAACAUGCUCAUCAAGUACCAGUCCUCCAGGAUUGAUGACCAGCGCUGCCCGCCGCCCGACGUGCUGCCCCGGGGCCCCACCAUGCCGGACGAGGACUUCUUCAGCCUCAUCCAGAGGGUGCAGGCCAAGCGGAUGGAUGAGCAGCGUGUGGACCUCUCCGGGAGCCCCGAGCAGGAGGCUGGCGGGCCCCCUGAGCCCCAGCAGCAGUGCCAGCCUGGCACCAGCUAAGACCUUCCUCCCCCACCCACAGCCAGGCCUGCCCGCUCCCUGCUCCAGGUCUCAGGUCCACGGUGGCCACAAGAGCCCAGGCCCUUCCUAGUGAGCUGGGUGCUGGGUGUGCAGCCUGCAGGGCAUCUGCCUGCCUUCGGCACGGUGCGGGCCAGGGCCGCCAUGCUGGGGAGGGUGUGCUCUGUUCCGCACGGCCAGGCUGGCCCUCAGCAUGUUGACCCCACAUCCCGGUGCUGCCAAGACCUGACCUCCCCCACCCCCAGGCUUUGUCCUGCCCCACCAAAUGUGAAAACCUGCCCUGGCCAUCCCUGCCACACACAGGGGGCUCUGGAGUCUUCUUGGGUUCUGGAGACAUGGGUGUGUUCUGUCCCCAGCUGGUCCUGGGGUGCUCAUGCAGGAGGCCCACUCUGUGCCCUCUGCCUCAGCCCCAGAGCAAG